GGUCCAUUGUUGUUGAGUGUUUGUUCUUAUCUCACUAACAUAACAAAACAAAAUUUUCAUCUUCAAUUCUUCUUCCAACCAAAUAUCUAUCUUCCAAUCCUAUUGAUUUGUUCUUCCGCACACACACAACCAAAAGGGUCACAAUCGUUCACUCAUUUCACCACAAGCACCCAUUCCUAACUCAUACAAAAUACACUCCACAGAAUUCAACUUUCUCAAAAAGUUUUCUUUUUGACGAAGACCCAGAUUUUGUGUUCGUUGGUCAACAUGGAGAUCGAUGAAGCGAUUAGAGGGUGUGAGGAUCGAAGACUUCAGACUAAGUAUAACAAUGCUACUUAUGUUAUUCAGAGAGCUUUGGCUUUGUAUUCUAUUGAGGAGGUUGCUUUCAGUUUCAAUGGUGGAAAGGAUUCGACGGUUUUGUUGCACCUACUCAGGGCUGGCUAUUUCUUGCAUAAAGCAGGGCAAAAUAGUGCAAAUGGGGAUGUAAAAAAUUUCCCAAUUCGAACAAUAUAUUUUGAAAGUCCUUGUGCUUUCCCGGAAAUCAACUCAUUUACCUAUGAUAUCGCUGCCACCUAUGGUUUGCAAAUUGACACCAUCAGCUUAGAUUUCAAGUCUGGCUUGGAGACUUUGCUGAAAGAAAAGCCAAUUCGAGCUAUUUUCCUUGGUGUUCGAAUCGGAGACCCUACUGCGGUUGGCCAAGAACAAUUCUCCCCCAGUUCACCUGGGUGGCCACCUUUCAUGAGAGUCAAUCCCAUUUUAGAUUGGUCAUACAGAGACGUUUGGGCCUUCCUUUUAACUUGCAAGGUGAACUAUUGCAGUCUCUAUGAUCAAGGUUAUACAUCAAUUGGAAGCAUAUAUGACACGGUUCCAAACUCCUUACUAUCCGUUAGUAAUUCGUCCAAUAAAUUCAAACCGGCAUAUUUACUUUCUGAUGGAAGAUUAGAGAGGGCGGGGAGAGUUAAAAGGAAAUCUUCUUCGGCCGGUGGACAACUUCCUGCUGAUAGCAAUGGCAUGGAUUUGCAUAAAAACAGCACACUAACAGCAUCAAUCAUUGCUGUGGGAGAUGAGAUUCUGUUUGGCAUUGUUGAGGAUCAGGUGGGACCAUAUUUAUGUACGAAGCUGCAAUCCAUCGGUUGGUCUGUGUUGCAAUAUUCCGUAGUACACAAUAAUAUAGAUUCCGUGGCAGAAGAAGUUGAGCGACAGAAAUCUAGGACCGAUAUGGUAUUUAUUUAUGGAGGUGUAGGUCCACUGCAUUCAGAUGUUACCUUAGCAGGCAUUGCAAAAGCUUUUGAUGUUCGUUUGGCUCCUGAUGAAGAAUUUGAAGAAUAUCUACGACAUAUUAUUGGUGAUCAGUGUACUGGUGAUAGGAAUGAGAUGGCUCAAUUGCCUGAGGGCAUAACUGAAUUACUGCAUCAUGGCAAGUUGACUUUACCCUUGAUCAAGUGCCAGAAUGUAAUAAUUCUCAGUGCAACGAAUGUUUCGGAGCUGGAAAAGCAGUGGGAUUGUUUGAUUGAAUUAACAAAGUCUAAUGACCUACUAACAUUGCUUGAUCCAUACAUAUCAAAGCACAUGACAACUAAUUUAUCAGAUGUUGAAGUUGCUCAACCUCUAUCAAAGCUUUGUCUUGAAUUUCCAGACAUAUGUAUUGGGUGUUACCGCAAAGCCAGAUAUGGAUCUCUAAUAAUAAGUUUCAAAGGAAAGGACCAAGCACGCAUCGAAUCAGCUAUAAAAGCAUUACAGAAGAAGUUUAAAUCUGAAGCGUUCAUCGAGAUGAAGUAGUAUGAUUGAUAUCAUUCUCACAUUAUCUACAAAUAUAAGAUACAUUGGGAUAAAAACCAACAAGGAAGAAAAUCAAGGGUGCUACUAUUUUUAUUAAAGGACGAACAAUGGUACAAACACGCGGCUGAAGCUUCAAUAUACACUGCACUUUUAUCUCCUCCAAGGGAGUUUGGACAACCAAUUGAUUAUUAUUGAAUGAUGAUUAUGAUCUCAAUUUACAUAACCAGUUUACAUGAUUUUUCAUUGAAAAACCACUAUUUUAACCAUCAGGUUUAGCUACUAUUUUUACUUCAUUUUGAUUCUGAUUGGAAAUAUACUAGCUCUCUAGUUGGCGAGAACCAGAAGUAAGCCAUUUAAUGAAUGUGCCACUAAGCUAUUUUUUUUAA
Cicer arietinum (chickpea) is the source of this 2165-nucleotide messenger RNA. RefSeq lists its product as uncharacterized. Gene Ontology annotation, molecular function: FMN adenylyltransferase activity. Lineage: Eukaryota; Viridiplantae; Streptophyta; Magnoliopsida; Fabales; Fabaceae. Gene Ontology annotation, biological process: FAD biosynthetic process. The record is from RefSeq and is a predicted model, not a curated record.